GCCCCGAACAUUUUAUGUUCUGUAGGUGCACAGUUUACAACCUUAAAUAGACUCUUGUUUUCUAAUUUGAAUGCUAUUUUAUGUAUACCGUAAAUCGAGAAAUAUAAUCCAACCAAGAAUAUCGGCUGAGCUCUUUGGUCCUGCCCUAUCCUCGGGCUGUGGGCACGGCCGAAUGGGAGUAGAAUGGAGACUGUCUUAAAUGCAUUAGAAUUUAUCAAAUAAUAAUGUUUAUUUAUUUGGUUAUUACCUGAAGAUAUAUAAACAUGACAUGUAUAAAGAUUUAGGCGUUAUCAGCGUUUGAAUUCAAUUCCAGGUUAACGUUGGGAAAAUUAUGAUAUUUCGUGCAUGGUGUUAACAGUGGCUGCAAUUGUGCAUGUAAUGCAUUCAGUAUGCUAGAUACCAUUUAACAUAGAAUGGCCGCAUCAUGUUCAUCUGCGAAUGCAUCGUCGAACGAUAAGACUGAGUGUACGAGUCCCAGUCCAACAGAGACUGUGUGCCUGGAGUUGUUGGACACCCUUACAGAUGGAAAAGAGGGUGCUGGGCCCUCUGGAGUGGUGUGUGGUGAUAGCGAAGGCUCAGUGGUGGGGGACAAAUGCUUGUUGGACACAGAGGAGGGAGAUGAUGGAAGCUGUCAUGCUGAGGAGUGCGAUGAAGAGGGGUGGGUGGAAGUGGACGAUGGGGCAGAGGGGAGUGCUGGGGAGGAAGAAGAAGAAGAGGAUAAACUGUUGGACAAAUUGCAGUCGAGUGAAGGGACCGCUGUGUUGCCAUCUGCUGCCGAUAGUGCAAGUGCCAUAAUCCCUAGGCCCUGGCGGAAGCGGAAACUUGAAGUACAAAAUGGGUUUCCGUGCAAGAAACUUUUCCCAGAGGAUAAGACUGCCAUUUUGAGCCUGAAGAAGAAAACUCUCGAAGGGUGCAUCCCACUGGAGAAGGUGAAGGUGCAGCGGAGUGUCAUUCCCUCAAAAGACAACCCUCCACCGGAGAUGAAUGACUGGUUAUACCAAUUCAAGCGAUGGUCAAAUGCCGAGCGACUGCUGGCUAUCGAUCAGCUGAUCGAGACAUGUGAGCCGACGCAGGUGCGACACAUGAUGCAAGUGAUAGAGCCCCAGUUCCAGAGAGACUUCAUAUCUCUUCUUCCAAAGGAGUUGGCUCUUUACGUGCUGUCAUUUCUGGAGCCACGUGAUCUCCUGCGUGCGGCUCAAACAUGUCGCAAUUGGCGGUUCCUAGCAGAGGAUAACCUUUUGUGGCGGGAGAAGUGUCGGGAGGCGGGGAUCGAUGAGGUGCGGGAGACCGUCCACAGGAGGCGACAGCGGGCUCCUUCUGUAACCUCUCCUUGGAAGGCCGCGUUCAUGAGACAGCACACUAUCGAGAUGAACUGGAGGAUAAAGCCGAUCCGGCCACCCAAAGUUCUCAAGGGUCACGAUGACCACGUUAUAACGUGCCUGCAGUUCUCAGGGAAUCGAAUUGUCAGCGGCUCAGAUGAUAACACGCUGAAAGUGUGGUCAGCCUCUACUGGAAAGUGUCUUCGGACGCUAGUUGGCCACACUGGUGGAGUCUGGUCGUCGCAGAUGUCUGGCAGCAUAAUAAUUAGUGGCAGCACAGAUCGCACACUGAAAGUAUGGAAUGCGGAGUCUGGUCAUUGCUUGCACACGCUGUACGGACAUACCUCCACCGUGCGCUGUAUGCAUCUCCACGGAAAAAAGGUUGUCAGCGGAUCUCGAGAUGCCACCCUGCGAGUGUGGAACAUUGAGAGUGGGGAGUGUUUACAUGUUCUGGUAGGCCACCUAGCAGCUGUUCGGUGCGUUCAAUAUGAUGGACGUCUCGUAGUCAGCGGGGCGUAUGACUACAUGGUGAAGGUCUGGAACCCGGAGCGGGAAGAAUGCCUGCACACGCUCCAGGGUCACACCAACCGAGUGUACUCCCUGCAGUUUGACGGGGUCCACGUGGUGAGCGGAUCUCUGGACACCAGCAUUCGGGUGUGGGAGGUGGAGACGGGGGCGUGCAGACAUACACUGAUGGGGCACCAGUCCCUCACAUCAGGCAUGGAACUGCGCAACAAUAUUCUUGUCUCUGGAAAUGCGGACUCAACAGUAAAAGUGUGGGACAUAGUGACUGGUCAGUGCUUGCAAACCCUCUCAGGCCCUAACAAACAUCAGUCAGCAGUCACCUGUCUGCAGUUCAACAACCGGUUUGUCAUCACGUCAUCAGACGAUGGCACCGUCAAGCUGUGGGACGUUCGUACAGGUGAGUUCAUCCGCAACCUGGUGGCUCUAGACAGCGGUGGGAGUGGAGGCGUGGUGUGGCGGAUCCGUGCCAACGAGACCAAGCUGGUGUGUGCUGUCGGAAGCAGGAACGGGACGGAGGAGACGAAGCUUCUGGUGCUGGACUUUGAUGUGGAGAACAAGUGAGCAAGAAGUGAACUUCACAGGGGUUGGUGUAGCAUUUAAAUGUAAGGAUAGGAACAAAAUUGUGUGCGUGGCAUUUUGCGCGGUCGCGCAGAGGCUGGCAUCGUAAUGCUGUUCAUUUGUUUUGGAGUAACUUUGUGUUGUCUGGUGCGCAAGGCUGAAUUCUGUAACCUUAUUUUUUCUAACAUGAUAUUUAUUUUUUUAUAUGUAAGAAGAAUGUUCUUUUUUUACCUCAUGCAUCACUUGGCAAGUAUUAUUUAAGCUUUGCCAGUAGGUACAAAACCAUGUUUAUUCUUCGCCAGAUACACAGAGUACUUGAUUUUCAUUUAUUUUUAUCAAUGAAAUUCUGACAAAAUGAUACAAAUUAUUGUUUUGGAAGUUACAUCUAUUUAUUUAGUAAGGAAUGGAUUGUGUAAAUAUGGCAACAGGAAACUCCUCUGUUUGUUGUUUAACGUCUCCUGUGCUGAGCCUCCUCCUGUGGCAAACUGGGGACGGAUUAUUUUAACGUGUGUAACAAUACUCAUUUGCUUUCAUUAUUCGACCCUCAGACGUGCGUCAUUUGUAUCAUAUUGAAUACAGAGAAACAUUGCUCAAACAUCUUCUUUUGUAAAAUGUUAUGUAUUAUACAUGUAAUAAAUUGUUUCUUAGUCCAGCA
Molecule: messenger RNA, 3057 nt
Organism: Zootermopsis nevadensis
Lineage: Eukaryota; Metazoa; Arthropoda; Insecta; Blattodea; Termopsidae
Product: F-box and WD-40 domain protein 7
Biological process (GO): ubiquitin recycling; proteasome-mediated ubiquitin-dependent protein catabolic process
Cellular component (GO): cytoplasm; nucleus
Molecular function (GO): ubiquitin binding
Source: RefSeq, a predicted model, not a curated record